Vitrella brassicaformis is the source of this 3381-nucleotide messenger RNA. The record is from the annotation of a GenBank genome assembly. NCBI's taxonomy places the organism in Eukaryota, Vitrellaceae.
CCGAAGAGAGAGUGGUGCACCUCCCCCCCGGCUGCAUCAACUCACUCAAAAGAUCCACCUACACACACCCCACACCCACACCCACACCACACCCACACAUCCACUAUGUACCCAUGACACAGGGUGGCUGGCUGAUGGGUGGCUUACCAGUGUGAAUGUUGCCGUCACUGCCAGGGGGAGGAGGUGCGUGGUGGGAGGGAGGGUAGCAGCAACUGACUCUAUCUGCACGUGUGUCAUCAAUUUGUGUGUCAUCAUGACACACAAACCCGGAUACGGAGCUAGGUGAGUUCCACACACCCAUUCACGCAUGCACGCACACAUUGUGUGUAUCACGCAUCGUAACAUCGCCACACAUCGCGAUUCUGGUGUGCUGCGGCUUUGUCUUGAUUUCGUUGCGUCUGCAGACUGGAUGUGGGUCUCAUGGAUGUGGACGAGCCCCACUCUGCUGAUGUGGAGGUAGGUGACCCCUCUUUCCCCAUGCAACACAUAUCACUUUGUCGCCCUUGGACUUGGCGUAGUUGGAGGCAGAACCGCUCGCACCAUGCUGCGGCGGAUGACACACACACCACACUUUAACCGACCUCUCAAAGGCAGGACCUCUGUUCAAGUAAUGUGUCCAUCACUUCAUGAUGAAUCAAUCGACGCCAAGACCGUCCAUCAAUCAAUCCAGCCGCCACUCUAAUCGCCAUUAACCGACAGACACACACAGCACUCACUCAUUGACGACACCACAAAACCCCCACCACCCACCCACCGAUAUAUCUAUCUGUCCAAGAAGCUCCAUCGGUCACGUCUUACGGAGCCAGUCACGGGCUACUCACAAGACACGUAUGUAUUACUUCCUGUCUCGUCCCUCCUCCCUCCCUCCCUCCCUGCCGUCCUAGGUCCGACACGCCUUGAGUGCGCUGUGGACGUACUCUCGCUUGCGGGCUCCCAGGAGCACGUAGGAAACACCCGGCUGGUCGAGCAGCCACCGAAUGCAAUACUCCUGUGCGGCAACGCACAUACACACAUACAGAGAGACAGACAGACAGACAUGAACGACGUACGCACGCACCUGCAUUGGCUGUUCGGCGGGUAUGUUGUGUUGGUAGCUGCUGGCCAUGUCGCUGCGCGUCCUCUGACCCAGCACGAAGCGGACACGCUGGUCCAGCGUAUCCACAAACCUCUGGUGCACCACACAACACACAGAGAGAGAGACACACACACACGGCGCUUUGUGUGGUGUGGUGUGUCGUGCCUGUUCUGCUGGCCCUGUGUGUGUUCACCUGGAGCAUAUCGAGGCAUUUGCUGUCCUGCAGCAGUCCCAACUCUCCCACCCCUGAGUGGCCCACCGCCCUUCGUAUGCUCGGCAGAAUGUGGCGGGUCAUCCGCUGCUCCCACUCAAACACGCUGCCCACCUCCCACACACCCUGCUCGAGCCCCUCCACCUCUCGCACCACCUCCCUGUACCUGAUGGCCUUCUGCGGGUCGCCCUUGCCCAGCUCACCAAGGUAUUUCUUGAGCUCCCGUAGGUUGUCUCGGUAAGCUUCGGCGGGAUCAGGCUGAUCCGCCAGCCGCCACGCAUGGGUGCUGGUGAAGGCGUUGAGGGGCCGGUUGAUGAGCACGCGGAGGUGGUUGUGAUGAGCCCACUUGACGGCGUUGUCGAGGCCGGUUGUCUCCACCAAAUUGCCGGGCAGCUGGAUGGUGCUGAAGGAGUGGGAGGGGGGAGGAGCCUUCUUGAGUCGCUCGGCCGCUCUGAUGGACGCCCGGGUCGCGCGCUCGAUCAAGUCUGUGGUGGCAGGAAAGGGAGAGCGGCAGUGUGUGUUUCCCUCCCUCCGUCUCUCACUCUCCGUACACCACACCCCGCCACGGAGUGACUGACCUUGGUAGGGGAGGAAUGUGGGGUCGCUCUCGUCGACACUGAACGAGUUGCUGGAAAUGCCGUACGACUGAAGGCGGCCCCCCGACUGGACUUCCUCCUCCAGCGCUUCAAACACCUGUACAGAGAGUGGAUAAUGGCCACACAACACCUCGCUCCCCCUUUCCCUUCCCCCCGCUCACUCUCUGACUCACCUGCUCCACUCUCCUCAGCAUCUCAUUUCUCGCCCUGACGACGUCUGCCGGUUUGGCGCCGCUUUGCUGGUCUGUCUUCUCGCUCUGCAGGUAGUACCUAGACACACACAAUCGGUGGAGACAGAGGGAUGGGCUCAUUGUAGACUACUGAGAUCAGGCAGCUCAGCUCAGCUCAGCUAGGUACUCGGGGUUGUGCAGCAGGUAGACGUCCAGGUAGGUCGUCUGCAGCCGAUCUAGAGACCGCUGCAGCUGGUCACGCAUAAACCUGACGACAAACAGCAGACGGGGAGACCCGUUCACAGGCAGGCAGGCAGGCCGGCAUUCUGUGUGAGUGUGAGUUGCGGUGUUUACUCUGGGUGGAUGCAGUGCUUGAGGUGAGGGCCGAAGUCAACCGUCUCAGGAAAUGUCAGUCCGCCGUCGUGGCGCUUGAGGUUCUGACCCUGUCGCACAUACCAUACACCACACAGACGAGCACACAUAGCGUGAAUGCACUCUGUCUGUCUGUCUGUCUGUCUGUCUGUCUGUCUGGCCUGGUCAACUCUGGUCUGUCCUGGUCUGUUUGGUGGCCGCAUUGCUUGCCGCACCUGGAUGUACCCGAAUUUGGACACGAGCAAGACGUCUUCUCUCGUGACCUUGCCCUCUCCCUCCAGCUCCUUAAGCACACGACCCACCAGCUCCUCGGCCUCGCCGUCGCCAUAAUUCGCUGACCGACAAAGUGCAGACAAAGAAACAUACAGACCCCAUGAAAUGAAUGGCUGCUGCUGCCUGCCUGCCUGCCUCCCUGAUCUCUCCCCCUCUCUGUGUGUGUGAAUGGGUCUAUGCACCUGAGUUGUCAAUGAGUCGGAUGCCGUUGAGGAUGGCCUCCUUGAGCGCCAGGGCAUGCUCCUCCACACGCCAUGUGACGCGAUAGCAUCUGCAGAUAGAUAGAUGACACGCACACAGAGACAGCCGGCCCGGCCCGGCCCGGCCUCUUUGCAAUGAGUGCACAGCUGCCCCUCUGUCUGCGCACCCAAAGCCAAUCGGCACGAAGCCGUCAGGAGAUCUCCGCGUUGUCAUGUCUGCACUCCCGGCCGUUGUUGCCAUGGCCAUGGCUGGACCCAAGGAAGCCGACAACCAGCGCAUCCUCAAUGAGCCGACCUCAGAUCUCCUGCUGCUGCUGGUGGUUGUGGUGGUCGAUAACGCGGGCCUUUGUGUCAGUGUGUGGAAGGUGGCAGCAGGAGCAUAACGAUUGCUGAUGAGUCUGGCGGUCGACGAUGAUGUCAGGCCUGCUGUGGCUUGAAGCGUAGCCACCAGAAUGGCGGACGGGCGUGUCAUUCGAAGGGUCCG